Messenger RNA from Colletotrichum abscissum, 720 nucleotides. Its product is annotated as thermoresistant glucokinase family carbohydrate kinase. NCBI's taxonomy places the organism in Eukaryota, Fungi, Ascomycota, Sordariomycetes, Glomerellales, Glomerellaceae. The transcript has 2 exons. Bases 1 to 720 code for a protein of 239 amino acids. Gene Ontology annotation, cellular component: cytoplasm. Gene Ontology annotation, molecular function: gluconokinase activity. The record is from RefSeq and is a predicted model, not a curated record.
AUGCUUUCCUACGACUCCCCGAUGCCUGUCAGUGGACAAACCCCCAAGUCUCCUUCGGGACUUACCAACGGCGUACAACAAGCCGUUGCCUCCAAGACCCAGCCUAGAGUUCCUGGGGUUCCGACUACGGCAAACAAUGGCGCACACGUAAACGGAUCUCUCGACACCAAGUAUCACCACAUCUGGCUAGUUACUGGUCCCGCUGGCUGUGGCAAGACGACUGUCGCCGAGUACCUCGCUCAAGCUCUGAAGCUGCCCUACAUUGAGGGUGACAGUUUCCACCCUCAAGCAAAUAUCGAAAAGAUGGCCAAUGGCAUUCCUCUUACCGACGCCGACCGUUGGGACUGGCUUGUUGCCCUGCGCGAAGAGUCCCGCCACCAGCUGGCUGCGGGCUCCGACGGAGUCGUUCUCACUUGCUCGGCUCUGAAGCGCAAGUACAGAGACGUGAUCCGCGUUGCUGGAUACUACGAUCGCUCGAUCCUCAUUCACUUCAUCUACCUGUCGGCCUCCGAAAGCGUUCUGGUCCAGCGUGUGACGGCUCGCAGCGCUGCCACCAACCACUACAUGGGCGCCAACAUGGUCCGCAGCCAGUUCCAGUCUCUCGAGGCCCCCAUGGCCGAUGAGACCGAUGUCAUCAGCCUCGACGUCAGCCGCUCCCUUGAGGAAGUCAAGCGCGACGCCUUGGCCAACGUCAAGGCCGCAAUGGAAGAGGAGGCAUGA